CUGAACGGCAGGGGCAGCUGGAGUAUCUUUCCUACCACCUUUGCCAAGGUUUUGUUUAUGCCGUAAAACACUGACCGGUUAUGAAAAUUCCCCACUGGAUGAAAAAUAGAUGACUUUGUUAAAGUACAAGAGGUUAAUUUGUUAAAUUGAGCCCUGUAUUGUGAAGAGACAUGGAGGCUGUGUUUGGACUGCUGGGGAUCUUAGUAGGAGUGUCUCAUGGUAUGGUGACCUCCUGUGAUGCUAGACAGAACAGGUCAUGUUAUGCAGCUCUGGGAGGAACUGUCUAUCUCCAGCUGGUGACUGAUGCCAGAGCAUAUGAAAUCCCGCUUAAAAAAGACUCCAAUGGUAAUACUAUACGAAUAUUCAGAACGAAAGACAAUGAGGUGAUAAUCCAUGACUCCAUUACAGCUAGGUCACACUUCUUCAUCAGCAAUGGGACAUUUAUGAUAAAUAACACAGAAAGGACUGAUUUAGCUGAAUACGUAAUUGUAACCUUUGAUAAAAAUGGAAAAUCAUUGGGCACCAGAGGACUACAACUGUUAAUUGAAGUGAUCAUCUGGAUGGUAGCAGGGUCUCUGGCAGCAGUGGUUAUUGUCCUAGUGAUGGUGUUGGGAGUUUACUGUGUCCAGAAGAAAAAUAAACCUUCAAAGACGCCAGCUAAUGAUGACAGCCAGGUUGUGGAAUACGCUGAUGUCAGGAUACUGAAGAAGCAGAUGAGACAGAAGGAGACGGAGGCGUCGAUCGAGGUGGAGUAUGGACAGUUUAAAACAUUACAGGGUCCCCGGCAGAAGGUAGACACACCUGACACACCCGAGGAGGAGGACUGUGUCUACGCCAGGGUACAGAAAGGCCAGGAAGCAAGGUACUGUCUAGAUUCAAUGUGAUAGAAUAGAAGGACACAGAGUUGAAUCUGUCACGGCCAUCUUCCUGGAAGGAAUAAGAGGACCAAAGCGCAGUGUGGUGAGUACAUUUUCUUUUAUUGAUAAAAAUGUUGCCAACAAAAUAAAGGAACGACCGUGAAGCUUAACAGGGCUAUAGUGCCACUAACAAAGAUCACUUCCCACAAUAACAAAAGGGAAAAAGUCUGCCGAAGUAUGAUUCUCAAUCAGAGACAACUAUAGACAGCAGUCCCUGAUUGAGAACCAUACCCGGCCAAAACAUAGAAACACAAAACAUAGAAAUCAGAACAUAGAAUGCCCACCCAAAUCACACCCUGACCAAACCAAAAUAGAGACAUAAAAAGGCUCUCUAAGGUCAGGGCGUGACCGAAUCACUGAGAGUCUGAGAUGAAUCACUGGUUGUGUCCCAAUGAUCUCUCCUUUUCUUGUUCACUUCCCUUGGAUUUGGAAGGAAAUUAAUGGAAUAUGGAAUCUCCCUGUUGCCCAAGCCAACACCAAUCCAAUGCUUUUAAAUGUGUGGGAAGUGGUGAAUGAGUGCACAUUUCAGGAAGAAAGAGAUUAUUGGGAUGCACUCCCUGAGAGGCCCAAAGUUGAUACAGACAACAGCCAUGUUGAAUCAUGUUGUCUUAGUUA
This is a messenger RNA of Oncorhynchus keta (chum salmon), 1532 nucleotides long. RefSeq lists its product as uncharacterized. The transcript has 4 exons. The record is from RefSeq and is a predicted model, not a curated record. NCBI's taxonomy places the organism in Eukaryota, Metazoa, Chordata, Actinopteri, Salmoniformes, Salmonidae. Bases 171 to 884 code for a protein of 237 amino acids.